CGGAGGUCACUCCCUCUUUUAUAUCUACCCGGCGCACAACAAAAAUUUGGGUUAUAAGUAAGUAGUUAAGCGUCGCAUGUCGAAGAGCCUCGAGAAAUGCACCCCGAUGAAGUAUCGACCUCACUGCGAAGGCCCAUUGCUGGCAAAACUGGCGAGUUACGAAUCCCAUCGCAGGAAAAUCGGUUGCCUUCCACCUUGUUGUAAUUAAAUGUUCGUAUUGCGAGGAAUUUAGACUCAGGUCGCAAAAUAAACACCUUGUAGCUCUGCGAGGGUUAUGUCCACAUCAAAGCUCUAGCCCUUUCCGUGUUCGAUCCUCUAGGGUUUAGCUCCUGUCUCUCGGGGUUCAUCCGAUAAGGUCCACCAUUGUUCUACUUAUGAGCCGUCGACUAAUUUGCCCGUGGGGAUUUGGCUCCAGCUUUUCUGCGGCGAUGGCCGUUGUGCUUCAUCGUCUAGCAUUUUGAGGUGCCUGGCCGUUGUGCUUCAGGAUUCUCGCAGGGUAAUUCAAUGUUCGUAUGGCGAGGAAUAUAGACCCAGGUCCCAAAAAAAAAAAAAAAUGUAGGAGGGUAGCGUGACUGAAUGAAUGAAUGACCCAAGACACGUCUCCACUGCUUUGUGAUACUCUCUCCUGAGAUAUAACGAUCACAACCAUAACUUGCUUGACUAUAGAAAACACGAGAAGGAAAGUCGUUUGAAGAAUUCGUAGUCUGAUUAAAAGUUGAGGUUGACCACCAAUCUCAAAUUCAAUCCUGAAAAAUGAUUACAAUCCUUCGGACUACUGGGAGAGUAGAUGAAAAUAGAAGAGUGGAGCUUAGGUUGUUGCCCUGGAAUUACAUAUGAUCCAGGGCUCAGGGCGACGGUGCCCCCCCUUAGCGCAGGGGGGGCACCGUGCAGCCCCGGACCCUUUUUGCAGGCGUCUGCCGGGGGGGAAGGCCUCAAAAGGGGCCCCCGGGGCCUUCUUCGCUCCCUCCCAGCUACCUGGCUGGACCCUGCAGACCUCCGAUUGAGGUGGAAGGCUUCGAAAGGGGCCCAAGGGACCGCCUCCGCUCCCUUCCAGCUGCCUUCCUGUGCCCUACAUGCCUCCGAUAUGCUUCGCCGCCGCAGCAGUGCGCCGGUUGUGGAAGGCCUCCGUAGGCGACAAAAGGCGGGGGGCUGGACCCGCUGAGCCGUGCGGCCUGUGCCGUCCGGGCCCUUGGUCAUCGGCUUGCUUGCUCUUGAGACCGUGGCCGCCUUCGGCGGCUUUUUACCCCGGAGACCUCCAGCCUGCGAGGGUCAGCAGAGGGCAGGAGGCCCCUGAGGAACAUGCAGAGAGGCGCAAGGGGACGCUCGCGCCCAGUUUUGACGCCUUCCACCAUUAGAAUCCGCGAAAAUCAGCGCGGAAAAGAGCGCGCGAGCGCCACCGCAGACCAUACCGCAGGGGGGAGCGCCGUGCAGCCCUACAACAUCUAUAGGCUCCGCCUCAUCUUGAAACGUUGGCCAAGCAGCAAGAGCUACUACAUUUCAUACAGAUAGGCACAAUGCUUGUUAUUGUUUUUCCCUUUCUUGUUCUAACGAUAACGACGGGGACUGUAUUUUUAUAGGAUAAACCCUAAAUAAAAAUAUACCAAGACCAUCCCUAGACACCAUCAGAAAAAUUUAGAUCAACAUCUUGUCCGCCAACGAAGUCAUCAUGUCGAUGUCAGUGUCGCAGGCCCGCGAGCUCUUCCAGAGCCUAAGCGCCGAGUCGGUGCCUAUCGAUACAGGGCCUGUUGUGAAUAGGGUUUUCAAGAAAAUUGCCCUAAAACAUCACCCCGACAAAUGCACUGAUGCUGGGAAAAAAAGCGAAAGAACGGAACUGAUGAAGCAAAUCAACUCCGCGAAAGAUGUCUUAGAUGCUUACUACGCAAAUAAGAGCAAGGAUUCGGCCCCGGUUGGUCGUGAUCAGUCGCAUGAACCGCAAACCGAUGUUGGCGAGGAGGAUGGCUCUAUGUCGGGUGCAGAGGACGUGUCAGACAAUGACAGCGACUGUUACGAGGAGGACGAUGAAGCCGGUCCGCAACACGGUAACCACUAUUAUUGGUCGGGGUUCGGAUUCGGGAAUGCCUCCCAUCGCCACAAUAAAGCGGCUGGCACGGGAUGGCGCGAUGCCAACUACACUAAGUCAUCGGAUGAGGAGAAUAGUACUCUAUUCGCAGACUUCUUGUUUCGCUUCACUCCCUCUGGCGUUCUGAAAACGCGUGACGAAUACGCUGCUGAGAUUCCGUUGAAGGACUUGCCGACGAAGUGGACCACGCAACCAAUGUCAGAGUAUUGUCAGCAAUUUCUUCCUCAUUUGCUCGAAGAAAUGCGCACCGAACUGCAGGAAACCCUGCACACUGUGCUAGACGCCCCCGAUCUGAAGAGUAUGCGUGCUCGGACAGAAGACUCGACAUUCGUGGAUCUGCGGCUCAGUGAAAAGGAGAUCUUCCCAGUGCAAGGUAACGAUUCUGGAACUCGUCUUUGGAUGCUUAAUAUAGGAAAGGGCAUCACCGUCGACUCAGAUUUACGAGCCGGUGACUUUGUCUUGCUCAUUCCGAAAGCUCAUGCUAAGUUUCCUUUGGGUGACCAUGUUCUUACGCGAGCCAUUCCGGGGUUCAUGGUACGAAAAAAACGCAUGUACAUGUCCGAGACAAUUUCCUUUAGGCUGCGGUCGGAACUGCGGUCGGAGGAUGAUACCAGGCGAGCUUCUUACGCAUACGUUGCCGUGCGACUGAUGAAACUUUUUUUGACGCAAAUGCUGCACGACAGGCUUGCGUCCGGGUUUCGAGAAGCCGCGCAUAUCAAGCCAGGUAUUGAGGACGCAUUGCGGGGGAAACAAGACUGCCGCAAUGACAUGUGUGAAGAAAGUCAAUAUGACGUUGGUCCACAACAUCAUGGCUCAGCUCUGCCAAAGAUCACUAGAGAGCGCUGGCGGCUUCUCAAGGAAAUGGAGCGACCUGGUCUAGAUAUGAAUAGUUCGCAGAAGAAUGUCUUGGAGCAUGCGACGCGCUUGCAGAGUGGAGCCCUGGCCGUCAUUGGACCGCCAGGGACCGGAAAAACGACCACGCUUGUUGAGGUCAUCGCCAAUCAAAUCACCCUGCAUCGCGACAAUAGUGUUUCCCUUCCAAAUGAAGAUCCUGGGCCGCCGCAAGUCGGCGUCUUCGCUACCACCAACCGUGCAGUGCAUGAGCUUUGUGUGCGAUUCGUGCGCAAAAAGGUCUUCGACCAUAUGAAGAACACUGAGCAGGAAGUCACUUUGUUUCCGCAGAUCAAGGUGGUUAUGUUGCGGUCCUUUCGGCUGAGAUUGUCCGAAGUGGAGGACGCAGAAACGCUGGAGCGUGUUGACUUGAGCAGCCGAGAACAGCGUAUUGCACGAUGGGCGCAUUGUGUUCGAGAUCGGAUGACCAAGCUGCAGAGUGUCUUUCAUGAUCCUAUCGGUGCAUUGCGAGAUCGCUACGAAAGGUUGUUGGCGGACCUGAAGAUUAAUGCCCCACCGAAGUCGGGAAACGAACAUUCGGAACAGGAAAUGCAAACCCUUCUAGGCCAUAAAGAUUUGCGACCAUUCAAAGCAGGCUCGAGCAAGCUUUUCGAAAUUCUGUGGGACACCAUGAUUGUGCCUGAAGUCAAAGAAAUUAUGAGUGUGACCGCGUCAGUGCGAGGUGAUUUCCACGAGAAGCAACAGAUCCGUGUUCCGAUUUUGAAAGCAUGCCAAAAUUUGUAUUUGCGUCUCUCCGAUACACAGGAAUCUCUAUUUUCCUUGAAGUCUGCGGACUCGACGACUGAAGUUUUUUCUACCGCAAUGAACGAACUGAAAGAUGGACUGCAGGCCACCUUUCGGGCGUGGAAAGUAGGAGAAAACUUUACAACAGAUGACCCUCUUGUACUCAAGAUGGCCUUCGAGAAAAGUUGUGGCGCUCAUGCUACAAUCGGCAUACAGCGCGGCGCAGGUGAGCAGCAGUGUCAACGUUGCAAGGUGGAAGCCGAUAAGAUUCACAGGACGAUAAUCGGCACGUCAGAUGCUUUGCGGCAUGCGCUCCUCCGCGAGACGGAUGUUGUUUUUAGCACCUACACGAUGCCGAUUUUCCGCCACUACGCAAUUUCCCUGUCCUUAACAACAGCCAUUUUUGACGAGGCCGGGCAACUUAGUCGUGCGCAUCUAGCGGCGGUAAUCCAACCUACGUGGGAACGCCUGAUUUUAGCUGGCGAUCACAAGCAACUUCCUGCCGUUGUGAAGAGCCGGCGAGUGAAGGAAACGGGUUUCGGUGUGUCGCUCCUGGAGCAGAUGAGCGGUCCGAAUGGACUAGGGGACCGAAGCCAGCACGUGCUCCUACUGGAUACUCAGUAUCGCAUGGACCCGGUUAUCGCAGGUUUCCCCAGCAGCCAGUUUUACGACCGCCUGCUCCACAACGGAGAGUCGAUUCGAAGUCGCUUGAAUAUCUUUCGCAACGAGCACUGGGCGACUAUGAGAAAAACGGUGUCUGGAACCACGACGAGGUCUUAUUCUGUGCUCGUCUUCCACGACACCAGUCAUUUGCCGCUGUAUCCGCGCGAGAGGGACGCGAACUUUCGCUUUGAUCCCAAGUUUUACCCGAAAAACAAAGAGAGCGGUGAAUUGUUCAGAUCGAGUGAUGUCCGCCAUCCGGUUAGCAAGUCCUACUACAACGAAAUGGAGGCUUUUCUCGUCCGCGAGGACCUAGAGGCGCUUAUCAAGAAAGCAGAAGGAGUCGCAAGCAGUACGAAUGAACUGUUGGUGAAGGCAAUGCCGAAAAAACUCACUGUUGCGGUGAUCGCUCCUUACGCCGAGCAACAGUCUUUACUGAAACAGGGUACCUAUUAAUUUCGAAAUUGCUUUACUCACCCUUGGGCAAAUGUAGGCUGUGCUUUCACAUUAGUUACUAUUUGACUCUUCAUCAUAUUCCUUUUCCUGCUGGACACGCGCUCGUCUUCAUCAUGCUCACUGCGUAGUGUUUAGCUUGCUAAAGAAAUUUGUAGCUCUACUUGUUCAUUCCUUUCCUUGGUAUUGUAAGAUUUUGGUCAAUGUCAAAACUUUUGUGCAGAACUCGGGCAUUUGCUUUCCAACGAUCUCGUGGACAUCUCCAUCGGUACUGUGGACGCUUUCCAGGGAAGCGAGGCAGACCUGGUUUGUGUUUCGUGCGUACGCGCAAAUAAAGCUGGCGGCAUCGGCCACGUCGCGAACCCGAACAGGGCGAAUGUCGCAUUGACUAGGGCCAAGCUCGCGUGCUGGAUCUACGGCCACAAAGCAACUCUAACGAAGUCCGAAGGUGUUUGGUCGGACUUUCUAAGGAGUUACGCCGCCCAUGAAGACAGUGCCAUCGUGGUGGAGAACACUGCCGACCGAUUCCGUUUGAAAUGCGCCGGGAGCAGUGGAGGCACGUCGAGAGACAACAUCGGCUCUCAACGGGAUACCUUCGCAGCUUUUGUCACCCGUGAUCGCGUGGUCUCGGCCAAAAAGAGGAUGGACCACGGCUCUUUCGUGAACGAGGAAGAUGGCAGUGUGAAUGUCUCGAGCCUCUACGGGUCUGCUUCAAUUGAUGACUUGCUGGACUUGACGUUCGAUCGUGGUUUGUGGAAGGUGCUUCUCCGCGAGAAGAUGAAGAAUACACUGGCGGGACUGCGAGAAACAAAAUCAGUGAUCGUCAGCAUGGUAAUCAACAUGCUUGGUUCUGGUGAACUUUUUCCCGAUGAAGACAGAGGAGGUCGUUCGGGCCCACUCCUUCUCGGUUCCGGCGACGUCGACUACGCAACGUGGCUAAUCCAGUCUACGCCGUUGGCGGGAGAUAAAGGCCGCAACACGCAAGCAUUUCUGUUGUGGUAUGUGCAUCUGCUACAAAAAGAUGACGACAAGGACAGAUUUGAGCAGGUCAUCGUCGUGCAUGAUCUGGUAAAGUACGGGGCAGAGGAGGCGGCACGAGCGGAGUUGGCAAAGCAGCUACAGUCAGGCCAGGGCCGCGCGUUUCUGAAGUCUUGCUGCCACCGCGAUCGGCGUCCUUGUGAACGCGGAGGUAAGCUACGUGUAGUGCAUCCGAUGGAGUUUGACGCCUCCGAAGUGUUGAAAAUUUCCGAAGGAAACAUGGAUUCUGAUGGUUCCCUCUGUACUUCGAGCCUCUUGCGCGUGCAGUCCGCAUUCACGCAAGAGGAGCGCAAACUGUAUACUGCAUCCGGCACGACGCGACUUGCACAGAUCAUCGCGCAACAGCGUAUAGAUGUGGAGGUCCCGAUCAUGCUGUCACCGCAACAGGAGGAACUUCGGAAAGACGCUGAGUGGAAGCUGAGUAUUGUUGGCGGUCGCAGCGGUUCGGGCAAGACGGAAAUCCUGAUUAGCGUGGGAUACGGUUUCGUCCGGGUCUUCGAUCGCUGCCGUGCGAAGACGGAACUUGAAGAGAACCCUGACGAAGGGUGCAACGUCCCCGCUGUCCUCGUAACGCAGAGCUUGUCACUACAACAAUCCCUGCAAACGCGUGCCGAAAAGUUAGAGUCUUUCAUGGCCUUGACACCACCUGACAGCUUUGAAUCGUGGACCAGGGACCAGCAGAGGACUUGGAUCGAGUCUGCCUUGGAUUCGGAAUCACAAAUCGGACAGACAUCGACGAGAGCUCGUUGUGCAGAUAAUGCUGACGGGCGAGCGUUUCGCGAGCCUCCGCGCAAUUUCAACGCGGAGAUUGGACCUGAACAGCUCAAACGCCUGCACGUUUUUACGGUGCGACAACUGCUCCAGAUGCUGGACAGAACAUUGAAAGGGACACCCUUCUUUAAGCCUGAAGACGGGACGGAUGACGAACUCGGAGGGCAGAAAGAUCGAAAUGGUGAAAUCAAUUUUGUCCGGUUCGAGAAGCACAUCUGGCCACAGAUAGUUAAGAAGGUCAAGGGCCGAGCGAGCUUGAAUUCGCUCUCUGUAUUUCAAGAAAUCCUGGACAUCAAAGGCCACAUUUUUGCCGGGGAAGAGGGCAGUAGUCCGUUAAGGAUUCGCGCAAAGAGCGAGGAGAAGUACGUUGCGGGGAGUCUCACACGCAAGAACAGACUGUUCGAGGACGAUAAAACACGCAAAACAUUCUAUCUCUACUUCCGUGAAUACCAGGCUGCUCUUCGCGAAGAAGAGUGGGAUGUCUGUGACCUGUGCCAAAACCUGUACGACCGCUACCUGCAGUACGGCUACCACGGACGCCAUGUCGAUAAGUUCUUGUCGGACGAAUCGCAGGACCUACUCCUGUGUGAGAUGUUAGCUUUCACCAUUCUGACCCCGAGCGAGAACAGCUUUUUGUGGGCCUAUGAUAUGGCUCAGACGAUUCAGGAAGGACGCAAAUUCAAAGUUGAGGACUUAAAGACGCUGCUUUAUUAUCGGUAUAAUCGAAAGGAGUCCCACCUGGGCAUGGUGGACUUCUCAGAGAAGAACGACACGAAACGUAAAGAGGAGCUUUCGCAGAAUCUACGACCGAAGUAUGAACUUCUUAGCUACACUAAGAAUUACAAUUUCAAUCGAAGUAUAAAUGAGGGCAUUUAUUUUCCAAUUUAUGUCGGAAGUAGUAGAUGAACUAGUAGCUUGGAGCCCCCGAGAACAACCCCUCGCACUAGGAUGCCCUUCCCCCCGAAGUAACCCAGGGAACAGGCAGGCAAUUCUUUAACUUUAAACAGUCUCGCUGCGAUUCAAUUUCUUGGGUUUGGAUUUCUCAAACUUCGAAGCCUUCCGCAUUAUUUUGCCGCUUUGGGACGGAUUCAAUUCGCUGGCUUUGAAUUUCUCCAAUUCAAAAGCUUUCGACUUUAAGCCUUUCUUCUGAGGUUCAAUCUCUUGGCGUGGGAAUUUCUCAAAUUUCGAAGCUUUCCCUAUUAUUUUGCCCCUUAGGGAUUAACUAAAUUCCCUGGAUUUGGAUUUCUCAAAUGAAUCCCAAAAUUUUCGACUUUCGGCUUUAUUUUUGAGAUUCAAUGUCCUGGAUUUGAAUUUCUCAAAUUUCGGGGCUUUCUUUAUUAUUUUGCCGCUUUGAGCUAGAUUGAUUAAAUUCGUUGGGUUUGGUUUUCUCAAAUCCCAAAAUUUUUAAUUUUAGGCAUUUUCUCUGACAUUCAAACUCCUGGAUCGUUAGCUCAUGAGUUUACGAUUAGAGUUCGUGAGUUUAUGGGUUUGAAUCUCUCAAAUUUCGAAGCUUUCCACAUUAUUCCGCCUCUUUGGGAUUGAAUUCGCCGGGUUUGAAGCCCUCAAAUCCCAAAAUUUUUGACUUUGGGCACUUUUUCUGAGUUUCAAUUUCCUGGAGUUGAAUUUCUCAAAUUUCGAAGCUUUCGGAGUGAAAUUAGAUCCGCGGGAUGUGAAUAGCUUAAAUCCCAAAGCUUUCGACUUUAAGCGUUUACUCUGAAACUCAGUGCCGGGCUUCAAUUUCUCAAAUUUCGAAGCUUUCCGCAUUAUUUUGCCGCUUUGGGAUCGAAUUCGCCAGAUUUGAAUUUCUCAAGUCCCAAAAUUAAUCUGAAACUGAAACUCAACUUGCUGGGUUUGAAUUUCUCAAAUUUCGAAGCUUUCCGCGUUAUUUUUGUCGCUUUUGGAUUAAAUUCGCUGGAUUUGAGUGCCUCACUCAAAUCCGAAAAUUUUUGAUUGUAAGCAUUUUCCUGUUUAUGAGUUUCUGAGUUCGUGGUUUCGUGAGUUCAUCAGUUCCUGGGUUCCUGAGUUCCUGGGCUGUUGAGUUCUUGAGUUCCUGAGUUUCUGAGUUUCUGAGUUUCUGGGUUUCGGGGUCUCUGGGUCUCUGGGUUUCUGGGUUCAUGGGUUCAUGGGUUCGGGGUUUGCUGGUUUUUGUGUCGGAGGUUGAGGGUUUGGGGGUUGGAGGUUGAGGGCUUCGGAGGUUGUGGGUUCGGGUGUUGGAGGUUGAGGUUUCGGAGGGGAAGUGUUUGCUGAAUUUUAUUGCUCUUAAUAUUAACUUGUGCUAUUACAACUUGUGCUUUGUUGUUGUAUGACUUCCAGUUCCACGUCCGUCGUCUUCCAGCACCAGCAUGAAAGACGAAGACGUUGGUAGUGCUCCUUCUUGUUCGUUUAAUACUCUCCAUCUCGCAAUUGUUGUCUCGUGUCAGGUUUUUGACGGAGAAUUUUCGCACUCAUGAUGGCGUGUUGCGCGUUGCGUCUCUGUUGUGCGUGGACAUGUUAAAGGUUGUGUUUCCGCAACAAAUCGACUGCAAUAUGCCUAGGGAAGAAAGUCGUGACGCAGGGGAGGCGCCGCGUCUCGUGUAUGGCGUCGAGGAUGAAGAGUUCGCGAGGAUUCUUUUUCAUGAAGGUUCGCGGGGUAGAGAAACAAGCACCGCGUCCAUUCUUGGAGAGUCCCGCGAGUUGGGUCCGAAUCAAGCGAUCGUCAUCUACUCUGAAAACCAGCGAGCGGCUGUGCACAAAUUCUUCAAGCAUGCUGAUGGCAGAAAAGUGCCAAACGUAUUCACGCCGCAGCAGAUUAAAGGACUCCAAUUCAAAUCAGUUCUCGUGUGGAAAUGGUUUUCUAGUGCUCCCCAGCAUAAUUGCUGGCAUCUUCUCGAAGCGGCCUUGAAGGAGAUGCUGAGCUGCAGCGGCCGAGGAAACCAAGGUGGCCAAGGGGAUUAUUACGGAUAUCGACCACUCGAAAAUAUGCGUUCGAAGCUGACCGAGUCCGAGCUCGACGUGUGGUGCAGAGAACUGAAACUGCUCUACGUCACCGUGACGCGACCCCAGGCGCAGCUCUUGUUUUUUGAAGGUAUGUGCGACGAAAGGGUGUGGAAUAACCUCAGUCACAUUCGUAGUGUCCUUGUCGAUGCGCCACGCAGUGGACUACUACGUUCGCGCGGGGAAGUUCCCUCGUCUGGUACGUCAUACGCGCAAUUUGCUACCGCAGGAAAAUCCACACGUCGUGAGACAUCUGGAGAAGACGAUCUACUCGUGUUUGUGUCGGGUGAUAAUCUAAAUUCUACCCAAGGUUUUAGCCGAUACGUGACGGACGUGAAGUUGCGAGAUAGCUCGUUUGUGAAACAGUUUGCCGUGCUAUCCUCCUCAGCCGAAGAAUUUCGCAAAAAGGGCAUGGAGUUUUUUGCACACCAUCGUUGGUCAGACGCAGAGCAGAUGUUUCGAAAAGCGGGAAAGGCGAACCUGGCCAACCUUUGCGUCGCGAGAGCAGAGCAGACUCUCUCGGACGAAGACCUUCAGGGGCGUUCCGGUUAUGAAAAGGUCGACGCGUCAAAGCGGUUGUUGCAUGCCCUCGCAUUGUACCGGCAGUUGCUCGGGAUCCCCCAGGAUGAUCUUCUUCUCAGGCGCACAACGCCGAAACUGUGCGGCUUUGACGAUGAGGAGAAGAGCCAACUGAAUCUCCCACAGGAUCUAUACCUGCCCGCCGUAAAGUGUUUCCUGAGUCUCGGUCUCAAUGUUGAGGCAGGAGCGGCGUAUGCCACGUUUUUACACGAUCCGAAGAAAGCGGCUGAGCUGUACGAGAAGAGCCUCCAUUCUGCACAGACCAAGCUUCAAGACGCCAGGAAAAAGGUAGAGGAAAAAAACACGAAAAGCGACGUAGUUGUAGUUAAUAAGAAGAACAACACCAAUCAGCAACAAGCAGUUCUUGCGAGUCGACAGCACUCGUCACGUGAAAUCACUGAACUUGGGUACGAGGUCGCCCUGCUGAAGCGAAAAGCUGGAUUAGCGUAUGCGAGAGUUGCAUCCGAGGAGCUGCAAAUGCAAUCGCAAUUUGAUGAGGAAGUAGGAGAGCCCCUAGCUUCAGCUGAAUAUACCACAAGAAAAAAAAAAUUAUACAAGGAAGCGCAGAGGUAUUUUGCGGACGCGAUCAGGCUUCUCUGGGGAGAGUACGAGACUCUGGUGAAUCUUGGCGACAAGCCAGAUCCGAUGUUCAUCGUGACGACACUGGAGCCUUUCCGAGAACAGAUGGACAGUGAUCUAACGCUCAUUUCGAAGAGAGAUGGCAGGAACUUUCUGAAGUCAGAAAAAGAGUUUCCGAAGGCAGACGACCUAUCGCGGUGGCCAAUUUUCGACCGGAUUGGACAUAUCGCGCGUCAGGAGAUUAAUAGGGAAUGGGCGACCCGUGUUGAGAAGCGCAACAUGAAGCAGGGAGUGAUCAAAGCGGAGCUCAGCGCUCUCCGUGCGAAAUUGCAACGCGUUGUUCGCGCAGAAGAGGAGCCGUCAUUGCAGAAAGAGGCACGGGAAGUGCACAUUGGUACGGACACGGCCGGCGGCACUGGGUCCGCGACGCAAAGUGCUAGAGGCGCAAACGGUAAAAAGAAGAAGAAAACCUCAAAGCAAGGGACAAAGCCCAGCACCACCAGCGCUUGUAGUUCUGGCGCCGCAACGAGAAUUAAACAGAUGGAAAGGCUCAAGCUUGAAAAAGACAUAGAGAAAAACGAGAUAGCACUGUCCGAACUCCCUACGGACCAAGCAAUGCGCACUCAGGUAGCGUCCACGGAUCCUAAAAGCAAGGAGUUGCUUCUCAAAAUUGCGGAUAUGAUUCGCGAUCCCUUCGACGCAAUUGAUUUUCUAGAUUACUAUGCGGGGCUCGGGCUGGUGGCAAAGCUUUAUUUCUGUUCGAACAAGACAAAGCCUCAUGCGCAGUCCUCCACCACAUCAGCUUUAUCUUUGUUGUCGAAAUACGCGGGAUACGACCUCUGCAGUAUGCUGAACUUUGCACGCAACGCGGCCGAAGCCACCGGGCAAUGGAGCGACUCUGCCACACUGCUAACUCAGUUGAUCAGCAAAACCCACGAAAACACUCCCGAGAACCAGAAGCUAAAGGACUUGCAGCGGACCCAUUGCCGUUGCGAAAAGGUACUGAUGCCGGAACGUGACGGCGCGUUGCUUGUCAUAGAGCAAGAUUCCUGGGUGGAGACAGCGGAAUUUCCAAGAAGCAUCGCAGAUUUUGAGAAUAAGUUUCGUAAACGAACCCUGAAGCCACAACCUGGAAUACUCAUGGCCCGCCUCGCACGAGAAUUCGUCGCACAUCAAAAAUUCACUCUGUCGGCGCUGUCGGACGUAGAAAUAUCUGCCGAGGUCGCAGAUGUUGCCGCCAUAAACCGAUGCGUCCUGGAGGAACCCUCAACGAGCAGCGCCUUUUUUAUGCAUGAAAUCAAAAACGAUUUUUCCGCUCGUUCUAAUUGCUACCUGGUGUUCAAACAAUGGCUAGGGUAUUUAACGCUUGGAUAUACCGCCUUGGGGCAAGAUAACGGAGACGCUGGUCCAGAUCGUCACUCUGGCUCGGGGCAAGACAGGGCGCAACGAAAGAGGGAAAGUAAACGCUUCGAGUAUUGCCUUCGUGAGCUCUUAUCGCAUGCGGGGGACGAAGCUGCCGAGACUGAGUUUGUAGCGCAUCACUGCCGUGACCUGCGUGAGCAUGUCACACUGCGAUAUCAUUGGAAACCGCAGAGCAUGCAACCGAUUGUGCUCAGUACCGAGGAUUACCGGGCACACGCUCAAGAGUGCUACAGGACUAUAGGAAAAACGAUUUGCGACGCUUUUCAGCGCGUUUUUCUGCGAUACUUACUGGUAAGUUUCGACGCACGUGUUACUCGUUUACACAGGACGAGUGACACAGGUGAAGCUAAAGCGGAGGAGGUGCCGACGCCUAGUGCAGAGACGAAUUGUACGGCUGUAAUUGGAUGGUGUCUGACAGAGGUGCAAGGCUUCUUGCGAUGGGGCGAGCAGCACUUAUCGUUGUACGCUAAGGACUUUUCUUGUCGACCAACGUUUGAAGGACUUGCGGGCCAGGCGCGCUUGUUCCUCUACACGUCCUUUGUUGCCCAAUGGGAGGGCACCAGACUGACAUGUGACCUUCUGGAGCAAUCACAAUCUGUCAAGAAACAACACGCGCUUCUAGCGAGGAUCCUUGAUUCUCUGAUCGCUCAAGACGAGCCACCAAAAUCUACCGCAGAAGGGGAAUUGCUCCAGCUCUGGUGGUUGCAAAGUAAUCUGCUCACUGCAGGAGAUGUCGCAGGUGAUUUCUGCGGUGGAUUUUUACAGCGGGCACCGCGAGAACUGCUUUGGAGGGAACGAAAAUCAAGGUCUUCGACAUCUGCUGGUGGAAAGUCAGACUCCGGAAGCUACAAAGACCUUGACGUCGGACAGAUGUUAGAGGGCAUACUCGAAAGGGAGGAAGAUCUCACUUGCUCAAUUAACAACAUAGUUCACGAACUUGAUGGGGAACAAACUGUUUUUCACGACGAUAUGAAGGAGAAACUGCGACAUGUGGCCGAGCAGGUGGGUGUCUUGCUCCACGACGGUUACGCUAAUGCAUUGCUGAGGCUUUCGCACACGUCGGAGCACUUUCUCUGCCUUGUCCAUUUAGUCGUGAGAAGCCUUCAACAUGCAAGUUGUUUCUUAUUCGACGGAACUGUGUCAGCUUCAGGGCAAUCUUCUGCCUCGCUUUUUUGCGCUGCACAGCUUGCCGAGAAGUUGCUUUUGCAAACGCAAAGAAACACCGAAGCGCUGAUACAUGAUAUUGAGCUUCUUCAGGCCAAUAUCCUAAAGCUACGCAUGUUCUACGCAAAGGUAACCAAAGAGGUCGAGUCGUGUGAAGCCGCAUUUUUGCAAGGAGAGAAACAUCUUACGGCACUAAAAGCCAUGCGGCAGGAGCUGCUCACACGGCGAACCUCCGCAAAGGGCACUACCAGAACAGAACCGACAGAGGUGGGAGCCACGAACGCGGUGGCUGAAGUGAAGGAGGCCGCCAAGAAUGGUAAGGGAGUAAAAGGAUCAAAAACGAAGGCUGCUCCUGGAAAAAAUGGGAGAACAGGAGGAAGCAGCAAGAAGUCAGCGGAGGGGGACGACGAGAAAAAGUUACAAGCAAAGAUCGACGCAGUCACCAAGAACGUUGAAAAGGCUGAAGCUGCCUUUGCGGCAAAAGAAUGUAAGCUACGUUCUACCAUCGCAGAAGUAUUUGCUGUCUGGGCCCGUGAUUGGGAAGACCACGCCGAUGCGCAGCCUGAAGAGCAGACAGAGGUCAUUUCUUCUGGCUUGGAUUUGGAGACCCUCAGAAGUAGAAUCGUUGAGAUUCUCGCCGCGGCGUCCAAGCGCAUCGAUGCAGCGGAAGAAAACCUGCAGUCCAAGGAAUCUUUUCUGAAAGGGGAACAAGGUGUCUCCGUGACCUUCGACACCAUGCGAAGCAAAGCACGACAGCUGAAGGGAAUGAUCUUGAAGGUAGUCGUGCCCAAGAUGUUGACGACAGCCGACAACACGCAGAAACAUCCCAGUCCAGGCGAGGCUUUGCGCGAACGAGAAACUGCUGGAGUUGAUUCGCUCCUCCAGCAUCAAAACAUCUACUCCGAGCUGUUGAACCAUAUCGGUAGCAAGCACGCAAUUCAGUACAUGCGUCGUGUCUUCGCUACAUGCGCCGAUCUAGCUUUUUAGCGAUACACCAUUAAUACCACACUCUCUAGGUCGUAUUUAUGAUUUAUCAUGUUAUAUAUAUUAUAUUUAUAUUGAUAUGUUGUAUAUGAUGUUGAUCGGUAUCGGAUGGCUUAACUCUAAGUAAUGAUCUUUUUGAUUUCGCAAUGCGAUGUUAUUUCUUGAUCUACUUUUUGUGAACAGAUUACAGUACAAAAAAGUUGCCUUUAUCCUUCUAAUUCGUCAUAUGAAGAACUAAGUACACAUAAGGAACUAAGUGCCCUCUGAGGCGAUCACCACGUCCCACUGCACGUCCUCCUUGGGGCGCUCCGCCGGCGCUUCUGUCGGCACUUCGCGUGAAGACCUGGCAAAGGCGCCCUAUCCGAUCCUACUAUCGCAUAUUGUAAGGAAACUACAUCUACAGAGGGAGAAUAAGAUAAAAAAUUGUGUUUAAUAGAACUACCUGAAAAGAAGGCAAAGGCUUGUUUCCUAUUUUCGAUGACAUGUGGGUCAUCCUCAUUCCUAUGUUUUGAUGACAUGUGGGUCAUCCUCAUUCCUAUUUUUUGAUGACGUGCGGGUCAUCCUCAUUCCUAUUUUUUGAUGACAUGUGGGUCAUCCUCAUUAUUCCUUCGUUGACUAUAUAAAAAAAUGGCUUUAUUAGCGCAGGACAGCAACAAGCGCAGCUCUCGCGAGAUGAUCGACUGAAGACGCGAUGAGUCAUCCGUGUUUCUACAACGUGUGUCAUACUCAUUCCCAAGUGUAUUAAUGAUUCUUGUGAGCAUCCACGGCGACGAAUCCGGUGGC
Molecule: messenger RNA, 15121 nt
Organism: Amoebophrya sp. A25
Lineage: Eukaryota; Dinophyceae; Syndiniales; Amoebophryaceae
Source: the annotation of a GenBank genome assembly